CGCCCAUAGCGGACGGGGAUGCGAGGAGUCCCCGCCCAGGCAGGCGGUGCGGGGCUGGCGCUGCGCAGGCGGCAGGUGGGGCCGGUCGGAGGCGAUGGAUGUGUGCGGGGAUGGCGUGCUGUACUUCGCGUACGGCAGCAACCUGCUGCGGGAGAGGCUGCUGCUGCGCAACCCCUCGGCGGCAUUCUGCGCCCGGGGCCGCCUGCAGGAUUUUAAGCUCACUUUUGGCCAUCAUCAAGGCAGGACAAGUUCUAUCUGGCAUGGAGGUACAGCUACCAUUGUUCAGAGCCCUGGAGACGAAGUGUGGGGAAUAGUGUGGAAAUUGAACGCUAGCAAUAUAAGUUCUCUGGAUAAGCAAGAGGGAGUUGAAGAUGGCAUUUAUGUCCCAAUAGAAGUUAAUGUCCACGCUGAAGAAGGAAAGAUUCUGACCUGUCGAAGCUACCAGAUGAAGGACUAUGUUUGUGGUCCCCCUUCUCCACAGUAUAAAAAGGUUAUCUGCAUGGGUGCAAAACAGAAUGGCUUGCCAGCUGAGUAUCAGAAGAAAUUAGAAGCUAUUGAAACUAAUAACUAUGCAGGACCGGUGCCAAUCCUAGAAGAAAUUGAAGCUACUAUUAAAGCAAACAAAACAAAUUUUGCAUAGAAUAAUUCAGUGCUUGCUUGGCCAUUCACCUUGAGUUAGAUCCUUCUCCUCACUGUGCUGAUCAGCGGUUUCUUUAUUUAUCAAGAACAGAUGAGUUUGCUGUUCAUCUACAGUAAACUAUUAGACAUAACUUGCAGUCUGGAGGCACACUGACAUUGACAACUUCUUUACUUUGUAUUUACCAACAGAUUCUAAAUAACCAUUUUUUGAUAAUGCUGUAUUUCUUAACUACUUUUUUAACUGUCUUGUUGUUUAUCUAGGACUUGCUGAUUUCACUGUACUUCACACUGAAUCUCGUGUGAGUUAAUCUUAGUGCAUCUGUGUCAUAGCUUUGUCUAUUAACAGAGAUGAACAGACGUUGCCUUUUUCUCACAGUACUGACAAUCUCCUGCAAAACUGGUGGCACUUGUAAGGUUUACAGUACUUUUACAGUACUUCACAAUCUAUGGUACGUGGCAGCCCCUUGUCUGAGGGUGACAAAGGAAAACUGGAAGCCUGUAUGAUGCAAAGCUACUGAACUACGGCUUCUCUUCUGUGCCGUAAGAUAUAAUUGGCGUCACUGUGUGACAGCUUAGAUGGAAAAAAUGAAAAAGUAGCAAACUUACCAUGUCUUCUCUGUAUUUUUUCACUCCUGUUCUUAAUGCUAGGUACCGCAAAUGCAGUAAAACAUGGUACUUUUUGUAUUAGCAUUGUCUGGUCUGAACCUGAGUAAAUAAAAAUGCAGUUACCAAACCUC
Molecule: messenger RNA, 1376 nt
Organism: Coturnix japonica (Japanese quail)
Lineage: Eukaryota; Metazoa; Chordata; Aves; Galliformes; Phasianidae
Gene: GGCT
Product: gamma-glutamylcyclotransferase
Molecular function (GO): gamma-glutamylcyclotransferase activity
Source: RefSeq, a predicted model, not a curated record